Molecule: messenger RNA, 1178 nt
Organism: Cydia pomonella (codling moth)
Lineage: Eukaryota; Metazoa; Arthropoda; Insecta; Lepidoptera; Tortricidae
Product: cAMP-dependent protein kinase catalytic subunit alpha-like
Exons: 2
Coding region: 42-1091 (349 amino acids)
Biological process (GO): peptidyl-serine phosphorylation
Cellular component (GO): nucleus; cAMP-dependent protein kinase complex
Molecular function (GO): cAMP-dependent protein kinase activity; ATP binding
Source: RefSeq, a predicted model, not a curated record
GUAUUAUGUAUUUUGGAGCGCUGGUGGCCUAGCGUCAGGGCAUGGCAAAAUCUUCAUAUACCUCGCAGCAGCAUCAAGAUCAUAGUCGAUAUCUGGAUAUCUUGAAAGAGGAUUUUGAGAAAAAAUUUCAACAGUGCUCCGAUAUCAAAAAGUCGCGUGAGGAUUUCGAUACGAUUAAAGCAAUUGGUAACGGGGCUUACGGAGAAGUUUAUUUAGUAAGAGAGAAAAGUUCAUUUUCUUAUCACGCCAUGAAAGUCGUUGAGAAAAAAGUCGUGGUAGAAAGAAAACAUGUUAAACAUUUAUUAAUUGAAAAGAAAAUUCUUGAAAGUAUAAAAUUUCCUUUCUUGAUUAAUUUAGAUUGCUCGUUUAAAGACAAUGUAUAUCUAUAUUUUAUAUUGCCCUUUAUAGCAGGGGGAGAGUUGUUCUUUUACUUGCAGAAAUAUGGUAACUUCUGUGAUGAGUUAUCUAAAUUUUACGCUGCUCAAGUUGUACUGGCCCUAGAAUAUUUACAUCAUUGCCAUAUCAUUCACAGAGAUAUAAAGCCAGAGAACAUACUGGUCGCAGAAAAUGGCUUUUUGAAGCUCGUCGACUAUGGUUUUUGUAAAGUGAUACAAAAGAAAACGUGGACAUUGUGUGGUACUCCGGAGUACUUGGCUCCGGAAGUGAUACUGUCAAAAGGCUACUCGUACCCAGUCGACUGGUGGGCUUUGGGUGUCUUAAUAUUUGAGAUGAAUGCUGGAUUCCCGCCAUUUUUCGAUUCCGAACCAAGUAAACUAUACGAUAAGAUAAUAAAUAAUCAGUACAAAUGCCCUGAUAUUUUUGAUGGAGAAUGUAAGAACUUGAUAAAAAGCCUGCUUCAAUUAGAACCCACGAAACGAUUAGGAUCUCUUAAAUCAGGAGUAUAUGAUAUAAAAAGUCAUCGUUGGUUCCGUGAUACUGAAUGGAGUAAGCUACUGCACCAGGAGUUAGAGCCGCCCUUUAAGCCAGUCACCUCGUCGGCUGGCGACACCAGUAAUUUUCCUGACGUCCCAGAACAUAAAUUGGUGUCGGGAGAAGAAUGUUUAUAUGAAAAAGAAUUUAUGGAUUUUUAAAUUUUGAUAAUAUUCUAUGUUAAAUGCUUUCUAAUGUAAAAUAUGUAUCAAUAUUUUUAAUAUAAAUAUACCCGAAUAAUAAGCUCC